Molecule: messenger RNA, 2385 nt
Organism: Fusarium musae
Lineage: Eukaryota; Fungi; Ascomycota; Sordariomycetes; Hypocreales; Nectriaceae
Exons: 4
Coding region: 1-2385 (794 amino acids)
Source: RefSeq, a predicted model, not a curated record
AUGGCGACUCAUCGUAGGGAAAUGAUGCAACCUCAGGCGAUGCUGGGCGAGCGGGAGGUGACGGCGACACAGACGGCUCUUUCGGAAGUGCUUCCCCUUCCGACUCAAAUUCUGGCUCAGGAAAUGGAGAUGGACAAGCAGACCAAGAUGGGUCUGAUCAAAAUGGCGCUGACGGAGCCUUGCCAGGCCAGAACGGAGGAGAUAAUGGCUCCGGGUCACCAGCUUCGACUUGUAACCCAGCCUGUACUGGCAACACGGUCUGUAUCAACAACCAAUGCGCUUCAGUUCAAGACCCGUCAUCUUGCGGCACAACCUCCAGCCGUCUCCUGCGUCUGCUUCGGAGACAAGCGACAUCAACCUGCCAGCCAGGAUUUGCUUGCAUUAACAAUGAGUGUGUACCAGCUAACGGCCCGGUCAACUGCGGCGCAUCAGGUGUCAAUUGCCCCAUCAACUAUGCUUGUAUCCAAGAUUCCUGCGUGGCUCUUGGUGAGCCAACGUCUUGCGGAGGUGAAACUUGCAGCAGCGAUGAAUUGCAAUGGAGUUGCUUGCCCUACUGGUGAGACAUGCCAAGAUGGAGCUUGUGUUCCCAUCGAUGGCACAGGCCCAGGUUCAAACGGAGGCGGAGGAAGCCAGGGAGGCGGUUCAGAUAACGGGGGCGACGAUGGAUCUUCCUCUUCAAGCGGUGGCAACGGGAACGGCGACAACACAGGUGAGGAAGGCCAGGGCAGCGGGGGCUCCUCUGAUGGGGGCACUUCUGGCGAUGGCUCUUCUGGUGAUGAGUCGCAGACUGGAAGUAUACAAGGACAAGGCUCCAGUGGCGGUGGUUCUGGGGAUUCUGGCUCCGGCUCAGGCUCAAGCGGUGGCUCUUCUGACGGUGCUUCUGACAGCGGAAGCUCAGGAUCUGGGAUAAGUCCAGGAAGCGGAAGUGGCUCUGGAGACGGAUCAAAUUCAGGGUCUGAUUCGCCAUCAGGCAAUGGUUCAGGUUCUGGAUCUCAGGGAAGUAAUGGGUCUGGAUCAAAUGGUGGAGACGGAGACGGCAACGACACUGGAUCUGAGCCCGGCUCCGGCUCAUCACCAGGCAAUAGUUCAGAUGGCAGUGGAAACGGUUCACCAACAACGCGUCAACCAGCACUUACGGCCAGACCACAAGGUAAUGUCCCUGGUAGUGGUGAUCCCGAUGCCGACAAUACCUCCGAUAGUGGUAAUACAGGCUCAAAUGGCAGACAGACCUCUAGUCCGCAAGGUGGGACCCGUCCAAGCCAAACUGGCAGCCAAGGGAAUGGCUCUGGAGGUGAUGGAUCUGGAGGCGGUAACGGGCCCAGCAGUCGGUCGCAAUCAGCAUCCUCUCCGAAUCAAACUGGUGGCACGGAGGGAGGUAGUACAGGCGGCGACGGCGACCCUGACUCGAGCGACCCUAUGUCCAAUGGUGGCUCAGAAACAACAUCGGGAGCGUCUGUAUCCGGUGACUCUUCGCCUUCUGGAGCAGAUGGGUCAGCAGCUACAGGAUCAACAGGCCAGACAUUACCAACUUCUGUUCUAUCCGAUGGGGCGCCCAUUGUCAACCCUGGCCCCGACUCAAUGGGGGCAUCUGGAAGGUUGACAACAUCGACUUCGAGGCAGAUUGGAAGCCCUGAAGUAAAUCCUAAGGGAGGCGGAGAUGAAGACCCAUCGCCAACAGAUAGCAGUGGUGGUGGCAACAUAGGCACCCAAGGGUCAGAAGGACCAGGUAUCCUCUCGACGGAUAACGGAGGCGCGUCAGCUACUGAUGGUAAUGGAGGCGGCACUGGCACAGCAACUCAAGGCUCAGGCACUUCAAAUACUUCUGCCAGCCAGUCAAACUCCCCAAACACAGCUGUAUCUGGAACAGGCAAUGAGCAACCUUCAAGCACUGAUGGCGGCCCUAACGCCGGAGGUCAGACAAGUGGUACGAACCAAAGCCAAGAGGCUGGAACGACUGGUUCUUCCAAUGGCCAGUCAACGGGUGAACAGUCUUCAUCUAUCACACCUACAGGCCAAGGCCCGUCACCCACUGAUGGAUCCCCCACAUCCUGCUCGGACGACGGUGACUGUGCCGUCGAUACUGAGCUCUGUGUUUCCGGGGGACUCAACAUCUGCGCCUGCGUGAACGCAUUAUGUGUCCCAACCACCGACCCAGAUGGUGCUUCCACUACAGGAGGUGCUAGUUCCACCGCGGCAUCUGGAACCGAGGUCGCCAAUCCUUCAGCGCCGACAGAGAGUGGUGGAGUGACACCUUGUAGUGACGAUGAUGACUGCUUGGCCGAUGUCUCGUUGUGUUUGAGCGGCGUACUCAAUCUGUGCACUUGCAUUAAUGCAAGACAUCACAACGAGUGGCUCUCAAGUGUCAAGCACGGCUUCUGGCAAUAA